Molecule: messenger RNA, 416 nt
Organism: Prorocentrum cordatum
Lineage: Eukaryota; Dinophyceae; Prorocentrales; Prorocentraceae
Source: the annotation of a GenBank genome assembly
AGGAGAUGAUCGAAACGUUCGACGCGAGGAUGGCGAACAUGGCCGACGAGACGUUCGGGACAGCCACUUCAAAGACAUCCUGCGACGCGAAGGUGAGCUUCGGCCUGGAGUUGGACGACGAGGAGCGCUGGCUCUCCUGCAGCCCAUCGGCUCUCACGGGCUGGGACAAAGCCAGGUCCGCCAUCUCCACCGAACUGCUCCGCCGGAGGAUCGGCAGCGACCAGGCUGAGCAGGACGAGGCCGACUCGGCCUCCGAGGCGCGCAGCGGGAGCCGCCAGGGCUCCGGGGACGCCGGGGACGCCGCCACGCGGGAGGCCAGGCAGAGCAUCGCGCAGAGCAGGGUGCGCUGGCAGCGGCCCAGCGACUGCGGCGAGGAGGGCGCGCCGGACGGCGCUGCCGCGGGCGCGCCCAAGAAG